Molecule: messenger RNA, 711 nt
Organism: Budorcas taxicolor (takin)
Lineage: Eukaryota; Metazoa; Chordata; Mammalia; Artiodactyla; Bovidae
Gene: MRPL20
Product: mitochondrial ribosomal protein L20
Exons: 4
Coding region: 44-493 (149 amino acids)
Biological process (GO): translation; ribosomal large subunit assembly
Cellular component (GO): ribosome
Molecular function (GO): structural constituent of ribosome; rRNA binding
Source: RefSeq, a predicted model, not a curated record
CGGCCGAGCAACACACGCCUUGGUGAACAGAGGAGCCGGCGUCAUGGUCUUCCUGAGUGCGCCGCUCUGGCUGCGGAACCGCAUCACCGACCGCUACUGGAGGGUUCAGGAGGUGCUGAAGCACGCGCGGCACUUCCAGGGGAGGAAGAAUCGGUGCUACCGGCUGGCCGUCAGGGCUGUGACGCGAGCGUUCGUGCGAUGCACGCGAGCCCGCAGUCUGAAGAAAAGGAACCUGCGGACGCUCUGGAUUAAUCGAAUUACAGCUGCCUCCCAGGAACAUGGUCUGAAAUACCCAGCAUUCAUCCUCAAUUUGAUUAAGUGCCAGGUGGAGCUCAACAGGAAAGUACUUGCAGAUCUAGCCAUCUAUGAACCAAAGACUUUUAAAUCUCUGGCUGCUUUGUCCAAAAGAAGGCGAGAAGAAGGAUUUGUUGCUGCCUUGGGGGAUGGGAAGGAGCCUGAAGGAAUUUUUUCCAGGGUGGCACAGCACCACUGAGGGGACGCUGAUAGCAACGGCCCUUUGAGCAUCCUCCUGUGAUGAUAAUACUAAAAUAGGGACUACAAGUUAUUUGUCAACAGUGUGUAGGUUUGACUUGCAUUUGUGUUAAUUUACAUGUCAGUUACAGGCCGGAGAGAAAAGGACUUGUCUUGCCUCAUUGACACAGGUUCAGAAAUUUCACAUGGAUUGUGUAAAUAAAGUUUCUGUGGUGUUUG